AGCCAUUCCGACUCAGAAAAUCAGCUUUCUAGUUCGCCUUCUUACAGCUGAGUAGCACCCAAUAAGCAUUAUAUUAGUGUUAGCUAUUGUUAUUUCUACUAAGAUUAGCGUAAUCACGUUCGUGUAAGAAUUAACUAAUGUAUGAAAAAAAACCCAGACAGGCAGUCCAUGACUUGUACGCAGAUUUUCUUCCAGUUCUACUAAUCACCUUUCCGGAGACACGUGAGUUCACUCCGCCCUCCCCAAGAUGGCGCCCUCCGAGACUCCGCUCCACCGAUCCUCCCCACUCAAGAUGGCGUCCUUUACAAUUAAAAGCUGUAUUCCGCCCUUCUCCAGAUGGCGCCAACAUCAGGCCUUGUUACCUUCCGCCUCCUCAACGUGACUGUGACCAGCGAAUGUCAACUGCGCACGCUCUAACCCUCUCCAAGCGGUGGUGAACGUAAGGCGCACCACAUUUCGACCUUCUCAAGAUGGCGGGAUGGCGCUGCGGCCGCAAACUGGCGUCGCAAACUCACGAAAACUCGGCGGCUCCCGUCAAAGGCACUUCCGGUUGCGCCGGCGGUAGCCUGGCCGGGCCUGUGGGGCUGCAGAAAGGUUCCUUCCGACCCCAGGACGCGCUGGCUCGACGAUGGACCGGAGGAAAAAGCCUUUGGACGUCACGGCCUCCUCGUUGGUAGAUCUUAAGGCUGAACUCUUCCGAAAACAAGAAGAAUUCAAACAAGAAAAACUUCUGAAAGAUUCUGGAGCUUUUGGAAAACCAAAAACAAAUAAUAAGAAGCCAAGUAUCUGGAGCAAACAGAAUGCAGGAGUCUCAAUUCGAGCUGAGAAGGAUGCUGAAGAAAAGAUUGAGGAACAGAAGACUUUAGACAAAGCACGAGAAAAAUUGGAAGAAAAAGCCAAAUUAUAUGAAAAAAUGACUAAUGGAGACUUUAUUGAUGAAGAAGUAGAGGAUAUGUACCUUGUGGAUUUCACACAGAAGAUCAUAGACAAGCGCAAAGAAAUGGAGGCGUUUGGUGCCAGUAGAGAUUCUCAAAAGGCAGGAGAAAGGGACGACGAUGAAGAAAAUCUUCCUGAGGAAGAUAUACCUCCUCCCCAGGACCCCAGCGAAGAAUGGGUGGAUUAUGUGGAUUCUUUAGGGAGAUCCCGGCGCUGUAUGAGAAAGGAUUUGCCAGAUCUGCUGGAGAUGGACAAAAAUCUUCAGGGGAGACUUUUCAUUAGUCCUGCUAAUGAAAAAACCUUAUUAUCUGAAGAUAUGAGAAAAGAGCUUCAGCGCCAGCAAUGGGAAGAAGAAGAAAAGGAGGCUCUGAAGAGGCCGGUGGGGCCUGUACAUUAUGAAGAUAUUCGGGAAAAUGAGGCCCGGCAACUUGGUGUUGGAUAUUUUGCCUUUGCCCGAGACAAAGAAUUGAGAAACAAGCAAAUGAAAACUUUAGAGAUGCUGCGUGAACAGACAACAGAUCAGAGGACAAAACGAGAAAACAUAAAGGAAAAGCGAAAGGCUAUCUUAGAUGCAAGACUUGCCAAACUUCGACAAAAAAAGAUGAAGAAAUCACAAGAGGAUGGAACAGAAGAAGGAAAUAGAGAUGGAGAUAUUAUUGGGCCUUUGCCACUGGAACCAGAGGUUGUGCUAACUCCACCUACUGCUUCCCAGAGUAGCAAAGUAGAAGUCAUUGUCCAGGAGAGGAAGGACACCAAGCCCGGCGUGCCGCAUGUCCGGGAGUGGGACCGAGGAAAAGAAUUUUCCUUUGGAUACUGGUCGAAGAGGCAAUCAGAUCUCCGUGCUGAAAGAGAUCCUGAGUUUGCCCCACCAUCAGAUUACUUCAUGGGUCAAAAGAGAGCUGGUUCUUUCAGCAGCCAGGUGUGGAGCAGGCCUGGACCAACGCAGAGUGACCCAGGGCAGUGCUCUGGGGAGAGCCAUGGCCCCACACAGUCAGCUUCUACCCCCGACAACCCACCACAAGCCUCCACAGUCACUUUUGAAACUCUGGAUGAUAUGAUAUCCUAUUAUAAACAAGUGACAUGAGUUUAAAAAGCA
Messenger RNA from Nycticebus coucang (slow loris), 2032 nucleotides. It is a transcript of the gene CCDC174, whose product is annotated as coiled-coil domain containing 174. Gene Ontology annotation, cellular component: nucleus. Bases 629 to 2020 code for a protein of 463 amino acids. The transcript has 11 exons. Lineage: Eukaryota; Metazoa; Chordata; Mammalia; Primates; Lorisidae. The record is from RefSeq and is a predicted model, not a curated record.